GCUGUACUGACCAAGCGCUCUGCGCCGGACACCGCGGAGAAGAGUGCCCGCUGAGAGCUUUCGUCGCCGUCCGCCCUCGACCUCGACGAAGCCUUCCUAAUAUAGCGCCGUCCCUCGAAACGUGGCGAGCUGCUCGUCCACCAUCGAUCGCUCACUAUGGCCGAUGCGUCUUCGCGCAAUGCCGUACCGCCCUCCUCUCGAGACCGUCGCCCGUCCACUCCUGUCUCUCCUACACUGCAGCGUCAUCGUUCUACGAGAACGAGGAGGCACUCGCCGUCGGACACGCCGGAUGAGAACACCGCACUCCUGCGCCCUUCGCGCUCCCGCAUACGCGUACAUAGCCCCUUCGGCACCCCGAGGAGUUACCGGUCGAGGAACCACAGCUCUUCCGGAACUCCCUAUGGCUCGCGCCAUCACACUCGCCACGAGUCUUGGGGCCAUCGCUUAAUCCAAGCGCUCUCAGAUCGUCAGGAUUCCAUGGCGGAGUCCAAAGGCACCAACCUCGGUGAUGAUCGCAUCUGGUACGACCAGUUCACCUCCACGGACUGGGUGCAGGAUAUUAUCGCCGAUGCCUACCGAGCGAAACAAUUACGCUGCCGGAAGGACUUCUGGGGCAGGGCCAUUGUCCUGUUUGACAGCGCCCAAGGUUGGAUACUGAGCGCCUUGGUUGGCGUCCUGGUAGCCGUGGUCGCCUACUGUGUCGAUGUGGCUGAAACCACCCUAUUCGACUACAAGGACGGCUAUUGUGCUCGAGCGUGGUACCUGCGAGAGAAGAGAUGCUGCCCUCAUGGCCCAUGUACCGAUUGGCGAUCGUGGUCCGACGUUCUCGGCGGCCGCCCCUUCGGUCCUAAGGGGACCGCAUUUACUAUCUAUAUUGUAGCCGUGGUAAUUCUCGCCGUUUCGGCGUGCCUACUCACUCUGACGACUAAGACGGUAGUCCCUUCAGCUUACCGAAUGUCGACCUUGGAUGAGAACCUUGCUGCCGAGUAUUCCCUUUCGCCGGCCGAGAGCUACGAGGACGACGACGAAGAGGUCAGUCCCAGGGAGGUUCGUCGGCCGACUUUCGACCCUCCACCUCCCAUGGUGUACUACUCCGCAGCGGGAAGCGGCGUUGCCGAAGUUCGCGUCAUUCUUAGCGGAUUCGUCCUACACGGAUUCCUCGGCCUCAGAACUCUGAUCAUUAAGUCGGUUGGAUUGAUCCUGAGCGUCUCUUCCGGGCUGAGCCUAGGAAAAGAAGGCCCCUACGUUCACAUUGCGACUUGCAUCGGCAACAUUUGCUGCCGAAUCUUUUCCAAGUACGAUCGCAACGACGGAAAGAGGCGAGAGGUGUUGUCUGCCGCCGCCGCUGCCGGCGUUGUUGUGGCGUUUGGUGCUCCCCUCGGUGGCGUCUUGUUCGGUCUCGAGGAGGUGGCCUAUUAUUUCCCGGCAAAGACGCUUUUCCGCACCUUCUUUUGCUGCAUUGUGGCAGCGCUCUCUCUGAAAUUCCUGAACCCCUACGGAACAGACAAGAUCGUCAUGUUCGAGAUUCGGUACAAGAUUGAUUGGGAGUGGUUCGAGUUGGUGGGAUUCAUUCUGGUGGGGGUAUUGGGCGGUGCCGCUGGCGCUCUAUUCAUCAAGGCGUCGCGCCGCUGGGCCCUCUCCUUCCGGAAAUGGCCCCCCAUCAAGAAGUACCCGCUGGUCGAGGUCAUUCUUGUGGCGCUGGUAACCGGGCUCAUCGGUUACUGGAACACUCUCACCAAGCUUCCGGUUGCGAAGCUCCUGUUGAAUCUCGCCGCGCCCUGUGAUGACGAUAGUAGGGACGAUGAGUUGGGGCUCUGCCCAUCGACUAUUGACGAGAUACCUGGUACCCUUCGGAUGCUACUCGCAGCCUUUGUUAUCAAGGGGUUCUUAACCACCAUAACGUUCGGUAUCAAAGUCCCCGCCGGCAUCUACGUUCCCUCGAUGGUUGUCGGCGGCCUCAUGGGCAGGAUUGUUGGCCAUGUGGUUCAGUGGAUAGUACUUCGAUUUCCUCACUGGGGUAUUUGGGGAACCUGUCCACUUCUUCGAGAGUCCACGUGCGUCCAGCCGGGCGUCUACGGGCUCAUUGCCGCGGGCUCGACCAUGUGUGGAGUGACGAGAUUAUCGGUCACGCUCGCCGUCAUACUUUUCGAGCUCACUGGUAGCCUGGACUAUGUCCUGCCCUUUUCCCUGGCCAUCCUCGUCGCAAAAUGGACAGCGGACGCCCUAGAGCCCCUGAGCAUCUACGAUUUACUCACGAAUAUGAAUGCCUACCCCUAUUUGGAUAAUAAACAUAAGCCAAUCUUCACCUCGGACCUUGCCGACAUAGUCCCCCGCGUUCGCCGCGAGCGCGUCAUCGAUAUUACCAACUCGCCUCUGGUGCCGGCUACAAUACUUCGCUCCCAACUCGAGCUCCUACAUCGAGCGGGAGAGCUGGAUGGAGGAUUGCCGAUUCUUAGAGAUGGCAUUCUCGUCGGUUUGAUCCCUGCCCCAGACCUGGAAUAUGCCCUGGACAAUCUCGACGACGAAAGCGGUAGUCUGUGCCUCAUGGCCAAAGUGCCGAGCAUUGACGACGACGAGCCUUCGGAACGGGACCCGACAGACUUCACACCUUACAUAGACCCGGCCCCUGUCGCAUUAGAUAUCAAGUCCCCGAUGGACUUGGUGUAUGAGUGCUUCGCCAAGCUCGGCUUGCGGUAUAUAUGCGUUCUGAGAGAGGGGCGCUACGCUGGAAUGACUCACAAGAAGAGGUUUGUUAAAUAUAUGCGCGAGCUUGAGGAACAACAACACGGGUUUUAAGCAUCGUUUUUUUUACUAGGCCACCAUAUUUUCCUCUUCUCUCUCGCUUUGCAUAGCCUGCGAUCAGACACUGCAUAUAUUUAACGACGUUGGUUUUAGCCCUCCCUACGUGUAGGGAUGUGGUGCCAUAUUCUAGCGUCGCCGCAUCAUCACGGGGUCGGCGUCAUCUGCAUAGUUCAGGUUCGGGUAACAUUUGUUUUCAACCGUAUUGUCGUUCCGUUUGAUGAA
Durotheca rogersii is the source of this 3024-nucleotide messenger RNA. RefSeq names its product chloride channel. The transcript is spliced from 4 exons. The record is from RefSeq and is a predicted model, not a curated record. Gene Ontology annotation, biological process: transmembrane transport; chloride transport. The coding region runs from base 157 to 2796 and encodes 879 amino acids. Gene Ontology annotation, molecular function: voltage-gated chloride channel activity. Gene Ontology annotation, cellular component: membrane; early endosome; Golgi apparatus. Lineage: Eukaryota; Fungi; Ascomycota; Sordariomycetes; Xylariales; Xylariaceae.